Molecule: messenger RNA, 1693 nt
Organism: Salvelinus fontinalis (brook trout)
Lineage: Eukaryota; Metazoa; Chordata; Actinopteri; Salmoniformes; Salmonidae
Biological process (GO): negative regulation of endopeptidase activity
Cellular component (GO): extracellular region
Molecular function (GO): cysteine-type endopeptidase inhibitor activity
Source: RefSeq, a predicted model, not a curated record
AUGGGGCUGUGGCAGAGCAUGGGGUUGUGGCAGAGCAUGGGGCUGUGGCAGAGCAUGGGGCUGUGGCAGAGCAUGGGGCUGUGGCAGAGCAGGGUCUGUGGAAGAGCAUGGGGUUGUGGCAGAGCAUGGGGCUGUGGCAGAGCAGGGGCUGUGGCAGAGCAUGGGGUUGUGGCAGAGCAUGGGGUGGUGGCAGAGCAUGGGGCUGUGGCAGAGCAUGGGGCUGUGGCAGAGCAGGGGGCUGUGGCAGAGCAGGGCCUGUGGCAGAGCAGGGGCUGUGGCAGAGCAUGGGGAUGUGGGGUCUGUGUGUGGCUGGUGGCCCUGUGUGUGUGUUGGCAUGGGGGUAGCCCCUCCCCGGUGACCCCUGGAGUGGAGUGCCAGGGCCCGGAGGUCCUGAGGGCGGCAGAGGAAGGCCUGGACCAGAUCAAUUCUGACCUCACCGAAGGAUUCAUCCUCAGCCUCAACAGACUCUAUGAUGUCAGCCAGCAGACAGGGGUGAGGCUACAGCUGUUCAACCUGACCAUAGACGUGCUGGAGACAAAGUGUCAUGUGAUCAGCAGGAAGCCGUGGAAGAAAUAUGAAGUAAAGGAUGUAGCUAACGUACCAGUGUAUGGGCAUUGUAUGGCGUCAAAGAGUGUGGAACUGCGCAGCUAUAAAUGUGCCAUCCAACAAGUGCCUGCCACGGUCAACGUCGACACGUGUCCAGACUGUCCAACAGUAGUGCAGCUGGAUGACCCCAUUAUAGCGGAGACGGCCAAUCUGUCCUCCAUGAAAUACAAGAGAAUGAAUCGCCUGCCAAACUACUUCACCCUCCUCAACGUAACAGGAGCUAGCAUGCAGUGGGUAAUGGGUCCGGCCUACUUUGUAGAGUUCACCAUCAGAGAGACGGUCUGUGCUAAGGACACUCCUGACGUUGAUCUGACCCAGUGUAAAAUGAUGGACUGUGAAUUUGCAGGGAGUACACACAAGGCCUUUUGCACAGGCUCUCACACCACUCUGGAUGAUGGCAUGUUUCAGACCAAACGUCCCAUCGAGGUGAAGUGUGAAAUCUUUGAACCAGAGGCUGCCAAGGCAGAGGCCCAUGUCAGAGGAGACAGUGGGCAUCAGAGUGAAGAUGAGGACCAUAAACACGCACACACAUACCUGCACCCCUAUGAGCACCACCACCACCACCACCCCCCCAACUCCAAUCAGGCUUCCCCCAGACCGAAGCGCUCGUUGGGUAUAGUGGUGGUUCUAUCUCCCCCUCAUGUUCCACCACCUCCGCGAGCCUCACCAGCAGCAAGCAACUGUCCAGCCAAGAGGAAAACUAACCUGGGACUGGAUAGGUUUCCAAUUUGAUUGAUAAACAUCUUCUGUUACUGCAAUAACAGCUUAUUAACACUUUCCUGAGAUACAAAGCUACUUUGGUAACAAAGGAAAACUGAAAGAACUAUGACUCAAAACACUUCCCCUAUUUUGCCCUGGCUGGACAAUGUUCACUUUCUUCUUCUUCUUGUUGCUAUCUCAGAUCACAUAUUUAAAGAAUUCCACAACAUUGUACUGUACGAUAAUAAUGAUGAUAGCUAGUAAAUUUAUCAGAGCAAUAAAUGUAUAGUUUAAUCUACAAUGGAUACAGUAUAUCUUCAGUGGUUAUAAUAAUGUAUUGUGUGAUUGUAGGCAAUUCAAUAUACCAUUAAAAAAUGUUUUCAUCUGA